AUGUCUACGGUCGAGCAUCCCGUGGUAAGCGCGGCAGCCCCGCACCUUGUUGCAUUGUUAAGUCUAGGGUUGUUGUUUCGGUGUCGAGAGUACGCGGCAUGGUAUCCUGGUUGGUGUGUUUCCCUGGCGGGUUCGUUAGGUGCCGGGAUGGUGGUUUGGUCCAUGAUUCGUUCGAUGGGUGGUUUGUACGCUGUGAUUGACUAUGCAAUAAGUUUCCUGUACUUACAUUUGGGUGCAUUCUUGACCAUGGCUGGUGUAGGUAUUCUGAGCUCGUUCAUAGGGUUCCGAUGCAUCCUAACUGCGGGUCCCGUGAACUCGACCCGAGUGAUCCUUGGUCGUAAGUACUUCCACCUGGUCGCGCUCUUCGCCUCAUUCCCCAUGCUCAUACUCGAUUCCGAAGCUGUUGUCAUCGGAUGGACCGCCUUCAUUUUCUGCUACUUGGUCGAAGAAGUCUUAAGACUCUACAACGUCGCUAAUCUACGAGCCGCCAUGGAUCAAUUCCUACCCUCCGUAGCCGACGAACGAGACAUGGAAUCCAUCAUCGUUACGCCACUCUUCUUGGCUCUCGGCUGCCAAAUACCCAUCACUAUCUUCUACUCCAAUACCUUCACCGCUGGUCAAUCUAUUGCUGGUGAAAUUAUAACGUAUUAUAUCAUUGCUUUAGCAGGAUGCGUUGCUACAUGCGUAGGCGACAGCUGUUCCGCUCUUGUGCCAAACUGCUUCUUCUCCACAACCGACUAUGCAACUGACUGUGCAACUGACUGUGCAACUGACUGCGUUGCUAUCUGCAGUAAAAAAGAGUUGCGUAGUCGGGUCCGUCCGUGUCGUAGGAAGACCCACAGGAUGCCAGGGACCAGAAACAAGUCGGUGGAGGGAUUCUUAUCUUUUGUCCUGAGUCACACGUUGUCCCUGUGGUUCUUAGUACAAUUCAGCUACCGGGUAUUGUUGCCUGCGACGGCCGACCAUACUAGGGCGGAAACCGUGACGACGACGGUGGCCCUGGACGGGAGUCGGUUGUUUGGAAUCAGCUUGGUCACUGGCAUAGGUGCAGGUCUGGCCGAGAGCUACACGAGCCGCAUAGAUAAUUACUGGGUGUCAGUAGUAGCCAGUGGUGUUGCUUACUUGAUGUUACGCACGGCUUAUGAGGGUGCACCAAGGUUAGUAAUGACCAAGGUUAGUAAUGACCAAGUAAUGACCAAGGUUAGUAAUGACCUAGCCAAGGUUAGGAAUGACCAAGAUGGAAGCGGGUGCUGCAAGGUAUUUAUCGCAUGCAUGCCUGGAGGUUGUUUGUGUAAAUCGUCGAUGAAGAAGAAUGCGCAUGAUCCGAAGCCGAUGGAUUCAUUGGAUCUGGGUAUUGGGAUAUAUAAGAUAAUACAAGCGGAUGAGAAGCAGUCAUUUGAUCGUACUCCGAUUGACACGGGCAUAUUUGCCCGUAGUCAAGAAGGUCGCAUUGGCAAUAAGUUCAAGGGUAUUAAGACUAUGGGUACGGGUGCUUAUGGUACCGUUUUGGCGAUCGAGAUGCGCAAUCCGUCAUCAUUGGGAUCCGGAUCAGCGCUGACUUCUGCGGGUGGUAGCGCUGGGGAUUUAGCUGGUGGAGGUGAUCGUGAAAUUUACGCCUGCAAAUGUCUUAGUAAGGGUUCUUUGGAUCGCAACGAAUUGGAACAGUUGCAACAGGAAAUCAUGUUGUUGAAAAAAUGUGACCACCCAAACAUAAUAAAAUUUUACGGAUAUUAUGAAGAUCAUAAACAGGUAUUUUUGGUGCAAGAACUUUGUGAAGGAGGCGAAUUAUUUGAUUACAUUACGUCACCAAAGUUCUACGAGAAUGCCAACAAAUAUUCUCGAGAAAAAAAUGCGGCAAUUAUGAUUAAACAAUUACUAUCAGGCAUUGCUUACCUUCAUCAGAUGGGCAUCGUCCAUCGGGAUAUGAAGCCUGAAAACGUUCUGCUCAAGAAUAAGAAUGAUAUUAACAAUUUGAAAAUCAUAGACUUCGGCUUGAGCACCAAGUGGAAUUCAUCCUCGACAAUGAUUGAACAGGUUGGGACACCCUAUUACAUUGCUCCGGAGGUAUUGGAAAAGAAUUACGGACCUAGAUGUGAUGUGUGGUCUUUAGGUGUUAUAUUGUAUAUACUGAUUUGUGGUCAAGCACCAUUUUGGGGUCCUGAUGAUCGAACGAUUUUGAGGAAGGUUCGGGAACGGAAAUUUACUAUGCAAGGGAACAUCUGGAAGGCAGCCUCGCCAGAGGUUAAGGAUCUGAUCACUAGAAUGCUCAUAUACCCACCACAAAACCGUAUAAGUGCUAAAGAAGCUCUGCAGCACCCUUGGUUCAAACUCGCCUUAUCUGGAGAGGAUUAUUCAAGUCCAGGGGGCAUUUUGUCCAAGUUCAAGCUUAGCAUUGGUAAUGCCACUGGUCCUAAUGCCACUGGUCAUAAUGCCAGUGGUCAUAAUGCCAGUGGUCCUACCCCGUUUGAUGGGCUUACAGAUCAGGUGGUGAAUAAUCUACGGAAAUUGCACGGGUUCAAUCGAUUGCAACAUGCCAUACGCCUCUGCAUCG
Molecule: messenger RNA, 2551 nt
Organism: Gregarina niphandrodes
Lineage: Eukaryota; Apicomplexa; Conoidasida; Eugregarinorida; Gregarinidae
Product: protein kinase domain protein
Exons: 2
Biological process (GO): peptidyl-serine phosphorylation; intracellular signal transduction; protein autophosphorylation
Cellular component (GO): cytoplasm; nucleus
Molecular function (GO): calcium/calmodulin-dependent protein kinase activity; calcium-dependent protein serine/threonine kinase activity; ATP binding
Source: RefSeq, a predicted model, not a curated record